This is a messenger RNA of Striga hermonthica, 1203 nucleotides long. NCBI's taxonomy places the organism in Eukaryota, Viridiplantae, Streptophyta, Magnoliopsida, Lamiales, Orobanchaceae. The record is from the annotation of a GenBank genome assembly.
AUGUCGUCACCAAUCGCGAACACGGUUUUCCUCCAAGACCAGAAGCUCCGGCAGCUGGCUCAAGUAAUCCGGGGGCACGAAGUGAACAACAUGUACCACAUCACCUUCUCCAGCAUAGGCGAACAGCUUCAGUACCUCCGCAUAGCCAACGACAACAUGGCCUCCGUCAACACAAUCCUAGACGAUGCCAAUGCCAUGCUCCACAGCUACAGAGGGGACUCCGCCAGGCUGUCCGUCGCCAACAUCAUCCACACCUACGUGGAGCAUUCCCUCAACAACGCCCUCCAGCUCGUCCCGAACUAUACUCUCAGGCGGGACUAUCUCGACAAGAUGAUCGAGCAUCACAAGGUCGUUUUCGAGGCCCUCGAAUCCCUCAACACAAACGAUCAGAGCCAAGUAAACGAACUAGCCGAGGCUGUGAAGGAGCUAGACGACGUGAACAUAAGUUACAUGAGGCUAAGUCUCAACCCACACGCCUCGGCCGAGUUCUCGAGGUACCUUAGGAGCAUCGCCAUCACCUUCGAAGACCUCGUCAGCGGUCACCAGAGGCAGCUCGGGUACACAGGAACGUUCGAGAACCUUGAAAUUGAGCAGAAGUUGGACGUGUACGCCUCCAUACUCGAGCGGUCGGGCAGGCUGAGUGUCCUUGCGGCCUACAACAACGAGCUGGCCACGACGACAGGUAAUAAGUUGUUGGGCGGUGAUGAUGACGUGGAUAUGAAGUCCGAUGACUCAGCCGCCGCCAGCAAGGCGGCCCCCGCUGCUACCUUCGACUUGAACGUGCCGGUCAAGGCCUCGGCCGUUUUAUACUCUCGGAAAAUGCCGAGCCUUGGUUCGGCAGCCAUGUUCCUACUCGACAUUGGGAUGAUUGUAUGGGAAGUCUACUCGGCCGACCACUCGUUGACUAUGGCUCUUAGGGAGGCUUUGAUAUUCGCGGCCGAGGUUGGAGGAGCCGCGUUGGGGAAGUUGGUGGGUGUGACGGUGGCCUCCGGAUUGACGGGCCUGGCAGCCACCACGCUUUUCGUGACGGCUGUUGGGCUUGUAACGGGCUUUGUUGGGGCUUUUAUAUUUGGGGCGCUUGCCGGGUUUUUGUUCGACCGGAUUUUCAGCACGGGAGGGCAGGCGCCGCUGCCGACUGAUGGGUUUGUUGUCUACGUGGCGCCUAUGCCGAAUGGGCACCAGAUUGCGAGACAGAUCGCUUGA